Molecule: messenger RNA, 2365 nt
Organism: Paramacrobiotus metropolitanus
Lineage: Eukaryota; Metazoa; Tardigrada; Eutardigrada; Parachela; Macrobiotidae
Exons: 4
Coding region: 375-2237 (620 amino acids)
Source: RefSeq, a predicted model, not a curated record
GAGUUUUUGAAAGUUCUCGCGCAUUUUCACGAUUUCACUAUUUCUCAUGUUGCAGUUAUUGCAUUUAUACUACGAGUAUGAAUUUCAGUUUUAGCCUACCAGUGUGAGUGUUACGUAGAUUUUGAUGGAGUGCUGCAGCUGCUGCUGGACGAAUACUCGUUUCAUCUCCGUUUCCCCUCUGCUGUGAGGAGCAUGUUUUCCUCAAAUGAUUCCACGGUAUUUUGGGACGCUGUCACCACUACUCGUAGUGGACAGAUUGCUCCCUAGUUGAUUAGCUGUUGGGCAGGAAUCUCCCAGUUUCGAAAUAUUGACUCGAGGAUUGGCUCCACUGCAGAUUUGCUGCGUGAAGAACUCUCGUCUCUAAGGCAGGAGCGAUGUCCGAUCCGGUAACAUGCGCCGUGCUGUUAUGUCCUUCGGCGGAGCAGUCGCGUUCUUUACGGAGUGUGUGUUUCUUCGAUUUCCCGCAUCCGAACGAUCCGCGCUAUCCCGUCUGGAUUGAGCGCACUCUGCGAUCAGAAGACUGGACUCCGUCUUCAUCCAGCAAGAUCUGCAGCAAACACUUUCGUUCGACCGAUAUCAUCGCGUUGCCGCACGCAGAUGAUUCCAAACGAACGGAGAAGCGGCUGAAAUACGAUGCGCUGCCGUGUGUUUUCGAAGGCAUCCCCGAUUCCAUGCGUCCACCAGCCGAUGUGGUGCCGCGCGCUGACAGCCCCGAAAUUAUUCUGGCUGGUCAGAUAGGGAAGCAAUUUGUCAACCAAGGCAUUUCCGAUUCUAUGCGACCGCCAACCGAUGUGGUGCCGCGCCCCGACAGCCCCGAAAUCGUUCCGACCACUAACUGUUCAAAGAAGCGGUCUGCCGAUUGCAUGGACGACAACAUCUGUGAUGAAACUCAGAAAGAAUCCAGUGACCUCCUGAAUGCCUCAACCGAAGUCGCCGAGGCACCCACAAAUGCGCAUUUGAAUGUUUCACUCACAGAUCCAGCAAUCCUAUCGAAUAACUCUACAGGUGCGAAUGCCCCCGGACCUGUUUUUUCGGCAGCCGCAGUUUCAGGCGCGAAAAGGACCAGACUUCUUCCUCCUCCUGUCGUCUGCGCGCCGAAAACAAUCCCCAUUCGACCCCCGUGUUCGUUAGCCCGGAAGUUCGUCGACGGACGACUAACAGGGGUGCAGCACUGCUCGCAGCACAUACCCGUGGAUUAUCCUGCUCCCACGGGCGCCGACGAGGCCCUCAGGUGCUGUGUUCCUGGAUGUCUUAACCGGCGCGAUAAUAAUCCGCAAGGGAGAAUCUAUUUUCACGCGUUUCCCACGGACAAGCGCUUCCAGACCGAAUGGAUCAAGCGGGUUGCGUUUUCUAGCUUUUGGCAGCCGGCUGCGCAUUCCGUUGUGUGCAGCGUCCAUUUUCUCAGCUCGGAUUACGGUUUUAUUGGUAGCAUUUUGUGUCUGAAACCGACAGCGAUUCCGUCACGGUUGGGAUGCCGGAACGGACUGAUGCGGAAGUUGAAUGGACCGUGCCCGUUCAGUCGGGUGUGUGCCAUCUGCGGGUGUUGGAGAGCCAUCAAGCAGGACUCCUACUACAAAUCCGCGUCGCGAAUGGCGUUUAUUCCGUUUCCUGAAGAACCGAGCGAGCGACAGAAAUGGUUGACGGCCUGUAAUGGAGUUUCGUGUGAGGGUCAAUUAUAUGCCUGCGAGCGGCACUUUGUCCUGGCUGACAUUCUGGCACGCUUUGAGCAGGACAGAGAAAUGAAAUUCGAACUGCAACGACGUGACGAUAUCCUGCCACAUCCCAGCUUCCCUGUUUUUAUUCCGUUCCCUCUGGAAAAGCGAGCGCCGACAAUGUCCGGUAGCACACAGGUUGCCAUUGGUCCACUUUCUUCACCUACGAAUAGCUCCAACAGCAGCAAAAAUCCCUUGAAUGGGGCCGUUCUACAGAACCCGACGGUUGCAAAUACUCCAUUUUCUUUAGUGAUACGGUCAGCAAAGCAUUCUACCAGUCCGGAAGGUUACAGAAUCUUACUGAUGCCUAAGCAGAUUGCACUUCCGGCUGUUGCUUCUCCGACUGCGCUUCCUCCGGUUGGUCCUUCGAGGGAAGCUUUUGUUCGAACCAAUCCAUCAAUACCAAUGAAGCCAUCCCAGCUGCCGACAUGCAGUGAAUGUGGUAUGCGCUUCGGCGCAGACAUACAGUAUUGUGCCGUAUCCACGAGUAUGAGCACGGAAACAUGGCAGUAUCUGACGAUCUGAUAAGCACAACCGCGUGCGCUGCAUGUGCAGCAAAAUUUGACAGCUUCGCCGCGUUGGUACAGCAUGUGAAGAUUCACGGUAGACAAACGGAGGAAUGUCCCGUUUGUCAGCGACGUUUCUAUGCAUUG